Daldinia caldariorum is the source of this 975-nucleotide messenger RNA. RefSeq lists its product as uncharacterized. The transcript has a single exon. The coding region runs from base 1 to 975 and encodes 324 amino acids. The record is from RefSeq and is a predicted model, not a curated record. NCBI's taxonomy places the organism in Eukaryota, Fungi, Ascomycota, Sordariomycetes, Xylariales, Hypoxylaceae.
AUGCCGAUACCUAUAUCCGCUUCCCGGGGGUGUGCCCGCCCUAUAUUUACGCUCCACAGCUCCCUAAGGCCAUCAUCUCUCCGAACCGCUAAGGUCCCGCAAUGGCUUCGGCCAAGUUCCGCUCAACCAUGCGGUCGAUCAUUCACGACGACAGGCAUUAGAUCUGCAUUCGCGAAGCCAAAUCCCACAACACCUAUAAAGCCCUCUCCCCCGUCUCCGGCAAAGACCGUACAAACUCCGCUCCUAAGCUUUGCGCAGAAACUCGCAGACAAGCCGUCGCCAACGACCUUGUACGAAGCAGCGCCCCAUAGAGUCUUUCUGUUCUCGAGUUACACCGCCGGCGCGUUCUUCGUGGGAUGCGCUGCUAUCAACAUCAUCCUAAACGUCUAUAACCAGCCGGAAGGGCUCCAUUGGAUCGUUAGCGUCGGGUUCGGCACCAUGGGCAUACUCCUAGCCGCCGCCGGGACCAGAUUCGCCCUGAUGCCCGCGGGCAUGAUACGCUCUAUCAAGGUGCUACCGGCCAAGUCGGUCAAGACGUCCGACUCCGCCGCAGCGAAAGCAGCAGCGCGGGCAAACCUACCGGUGCGGCUCCAGAUCGAAGCGCGGCGCUCGGUGCCCUUCCCGGGGGUGCCGCUGCGGCGCAUACAGGUCGACCCGAGCGACGUGGUCAUGAAGGCGCCGCUGUACAACCGCAAGGCGCCGCUGUCCGAAUACGAGAAGAUGCAGCUGAAGAAGCAGGAGGAGGCGCGGCGCAAGCAGGAGCGCGAGUACGAGAUGAACCACCUGAUGACGGCGCCGUUCCGGCACGCCAAGCAGGCCUUCGGGCUGCUCUUCAGGAACUUCCGCCGCGGCCUGACGGGCGAAGGGUUCGCGCCGAUAUACGUCAAUGGAACUAAGUAUAAGCUCGACAUCACGUCGGCCUACGUGCUGGAGGAGGGACGGGCUCUGGAUAGGAUCGUGAAGAUUGAGAAGUAA